AUGGGACAGACGGGGUCGGGACAAAAAGAAACUUAUGGGCUUGAAGCAAGAAAAAAAUUUCAUGAGCUCGGGCUUACGGGUGCGGGACAAGUUGCAGAAAAAUGUUGCCUGGUAAGUUUUGUCUUUUGAUUGUAAUUAUACUGCAACUUCAAAUAUUUAAUUCUGGUAAUAUCGGGUGACCCAGAAUAAAUGGCCCUCCUCAUAUUUUGCUUGUAAUUUUUUUCUUUUCAAUCCUUAGACCUGGUCGUUCAUCCAAAAGAUGCGCCGUCAAAUUCUCUACAAAACUUGAUCAAACUUAUUUCUAUAAAAAGUUGAGGAGAAAAAUGAAACGAAAAAUAUUCAAUAUGACGAAAGGACCAACUUUCUAGGCUAUUUUGUUUUACAAAUUUUGGAAUAUUUUAAACAAGACCAAAGACAAUGAAACAAAACUGAAGAUAUUUUUGAGGACUUUGAAGUACGCUCUUUCUCCUUAUGCAGUUCACAGUUCGUUCAAAUCUCAGUUAGCACUGAAAAAUCUGACAUUCCAAAAUUCACCGCAAGAUGACCAAAAUUCGCUAUUGCUCGGCAGGUGAAUUUAUGAAGAAAGCUUUAAGGUAACUUUCGCAGCUGAAUCUGGCACAAGUAUCAUUUCUCGUCAAAAUAAAAAAAGACCGAGCUAGAAAGGUGCUAUUUUGGUGCAAGAUUGAUUUUGGAUUGUGCAUCUAAUACUGGUUGAUAGACCUUUUCAAUGGCUACAAAAUGCAUGUAUUCUCUUGUUUUCAUCAUCCAACGCAAUGAAAGUGCUGCAACAAAACGAUAUUUCAGCUUAGAAAGUUGGUCCUUUUCAUCGUAUUGAGUAUUCUUCAUUUCAUUUUUCUCCUUAACUUGUUAUAGAAAUAAGUUUGAUCAAAUCUUGUAGAGAAUUCGACGGCGCAUCUUUUGGAAAAACGAUCAGGUCUAAGGAUUGAAAAUAAAAGAAAUUAAAUGCAAAAUACGAGGAGGGCCAUUUGUUCUGGGCCAACCGGUACUAUCACGUGAAAACCGUAAUUUUACAAUAACUAAUAAAAAUUAACCUGGAGAGGCGAAAUAAUCCGGAUUUAAACUUGAGAAGAUGUUCCAUAUCUAAAACUAGGUUUACCGUUCUUUCCUUUCGAUUCCGAGCUAGUGAGUGGAUGUAAAGCAUUCUUUUAUACUGCAACUUUUAAGUUUAGACCCAAAUAAAUAAAACAGGCUUGAAUUUUGUCAUGCGGAUUUUUGCAAGACUGAGUUUGAGACGUUAGGCGCCGCUUGUAAUAGUUCCGAUUUAUCACAGCAGAAAAACUUUUUCAGAAAAUUACGGGACAAACGGGACGGGGCAAAAAAGCCCAUAAUUGUUUUCGCGAGACAGACGGGUUCGGGACAACGCUAUUUGCUCACGGGCUCGGGGUUACGGGACGGGACAAGAAUUUUUCUGUUCGGGUUCGGGCUUACGGGAUCGGGGCAACAGAAAAGUUUGACCAGCGGGACUCUAAAUGAGCCAGCUCGAUUUGUUGGAAAAUAAAAAAGUUUAGAUUAAAAUGUAUUUUUUUCGAAGUUUAUUCGAUAUUCCUAUAGAUAACUGAUCAAUUAUGACAUGAAAUCAUAACCACAUUAUAUACCCAAUAAAAUAAUUGAAAGUGUCAAUCUGCAAGAACUAAUGACAUUCGACUUCUCAUCUGCCUUUUAUAUUUCAUUUAACAAAAUCUCGAUAAAAGAUUGCAAAUUCUAGAAUUUUAAUAAAGUCCUGUUCAACGAUAAGAUUUUAGUUUUUUUUUUCUUUGUAUAAGAAUAUUUGUUCAGGGCAUUCUCAAAAGAAAAUUCAACUAGAAAUUGUAUAAAAGGAUUCGACCAACUUCACUUGAGAGAUUAGACUAGUUAUAACAACCCAAGCAAAAAUAUCUAGAUGCAUUAGCUGGUGCAUCUAGCGAUGCCCCAGCACGAGCAUCUAGCUAAAUGAGUAAAAAUAAUCUAGUUAUCUAGAUGUAUCUAGUAAAAGCGAUACACUAGAUGUAAGAGGCAAUGCAUCGAGUAAUAAUAAAAUACUAUUGAAGAGCUCAGAGAGGCGGUGCAUCGCCCGAUGUCAUAAUGAAUGCAUCGAUUUUGCAUCUACUUGUUAAAACACUUGAAGAGAACUUUUUACUAGCUGCAUUGAGCGAUGCUGGAUUCAACUUUUCUCUUUUUUCUAAACAACUAGCUGCAUCUAUCAUUGUAUCUAAUCAAUCUAGAUGCAUUGAGAGAUGCUAGCUGCUUUUUUCGUGCUUGGAAAUGACUAUUAAUUGAAUAAUAGUGACACUUUUAACCUUUUCUUAAAAUGACAGCAGUAAUUCAAUGAAUACAUAAUAUUCUAUGUUCUGUACUGAUUAUUCACUAAAUAAUAUAUAUAAAUAUAUACUCACUAAGACGCUUGAGAGUGACAUUGUUUGUACCCAGUACAGCGAUCGAGAAUGUUUCGACCGUACUUAAAGUAUAUGUUGUUACAACCAAUACAUAUGUAAUGUCAACAUCAAGAAGAAUAUCAAGUCUAAACUGAUUAUCAGAACCACUGUCAUCAUCUUCUUUGAGGAAAUUCUCCGAUAAAUUAAAUGGAUUAAAUUUGUUUUUGUAAAUAUAUCCAUAUGUAUCACUCGUGCUAUAGCUACGAAAAGUAUAAUAACCAUACUCAGUUACAUUUACUUGAAUAGAUUCAUAAUAAAAGCUUGAUUCACUGCAAUCUCUGAAAUAUAUUUGACUGUUCGUAGUCAAUGAUGACGAAUAUAUCGUUUGAAAAUGUGAUGAAGGAUAGACUAAAUGAAAAACAAAAGCAAUCGAGUUUUCUUGUAUGUACACAUGCAAUCAAGUAUUUCGGGAUAUUCAUUCGUUUUCUUUCGGAUACACUUUCUCAACGUAUUCAACUGAUAAUCUGUACUCAAGGAAGAAAC
Messenger RNA from Didymodactylos carnosus, 2915 nucleotides. Lineage: Eukaryota; Metazoa; Rotifera; Eurotatoria; Philodinida; Philodinidae. The record is from the annotation of a GenBank genome assembly.